Molecule: messenger RNA, 992 nt
Organism: Fundulus heteroclitus (mummichog)
Lineage: Eukaryota; Metazoa; Chordata; Actinopteri; Cyprinodontiformes; Fundulidae
Product: RTP801_C domain-containing protein
Exons: 2
Coding region: 94-705 (203 amino acids)
Biological process (GO): negative regulation of signal transduction
Cellular component (GO): cytoplasm
Source: RefSeq, a predicted model, not a curated record
GCUCAGACGUCGCCUUCAUUCAUUUUGCUACAUGGAGAAAACACCUAGAACACAGCUGGAGGAGACGCCGGAGCUUCACAGACAGCAGUCAGGAUGGUCUAUAUCGCCGCUUUGCCUUUUGGACACGGAGUGUCUGUCUUGACGGAGGAGGAAAGCGUGGUGGAGAUGAUAGGAAAGUACUUCUUCCAGCACAAAGCCCCGGGCCGCUUCCACAGUUCGGCCCGGCGGGGAAGCGUUGAGAGCUGCGAUGAGAGAGACGGCGGCUGGCCUUUCACAACCGUGGACGCUGGUGUGGAGGAUGAGCAGCGGCUCCUUCAUCAGGACCUGACCCGGCAGCUGGAGUCCUGUCUGACGGAAGCCAAGCAGUCGGUCCUCCGCUGCCAGGAGCUGCUGCUGCCCCGCAACAUGAUCACCCGGGUCGGACACCACAUCCUGCGCUACGCCGCCGACGAGCCCUGCGGGCUCCGAGGCGCUUCCAUCAGGCUCUACGUGGAGGGCAAAGACGGCGUGAAGUCUGUGGGGAGCAUCGUGCCGGACCCGGCUGUCACCCCGACCUUUGAGCUCUCUGUGGUGUUCAAGGUGGACAAGGAGGACGGCUGGCACAUCUUCUACUCCGCCAAGGCGCUGAAGCUGAGGCCGGAGUACCGGCUGGUGAAGAGGAAGCUGUACUCCUCCGCCAGUCCUGUGGUCCAUGACUUCAGCUAGUGGAGGAGGGACUGUGGGUCACUUUCAGUCUGUUCUGACUGAAACAUAGCACUGUGAUUAAACUUUUUGAUUAGCUCGGUUUAUUAAAUGUUCCUGUAUUGAUGUACCUUUUGAGCAGGUCCUCAAACGGAUUUUGUUUGUCACUCAUUUCCAGUUUUUUAUUGUUUUGCACUACUGGCCGUGUCUGACACAGUUUACGUUUCAGUCCAGGACUGGGCUGGUCUCACUACUGAAUGGUACUGUUUUUUUGUAUUUUAUUAAACUGCACAAUAAACUAUUUAUAUUUA